AUGAGAAAGGUCCUGGAUGCCAGCUUGGGCUUCGCCGCUGGAGUAAUGGUGGCAGCCUCGUUUUGGUCACUAUUAUCGCCAGCAAUAGAACUAGCCGAAACUUCCAAAUACUACGGCGAAAACGGCGAGUACGCUUGGGCCCCUGUAGCACUCGGCUUCCUGUUGGGCUCCCUAUUCGUUUACGGAGCCGAUGUUUUAAUUACAGUGCUGGGGGUGCAUUCUCCCAACAUGAUGUUAGCGCUCCACGCUUCGAAUAAGGGUAAAAGUAGGGAUGGUUCUAGAAGGGAUUCUACUCAUGUACCGCUACCUGACACUACUGCCGUUGAAGGGUUUACUGACAUCGGGGGCACUUUUGUUCAUCGUAGAAGGGUAGGUAAAAAGAAUGAAACUAACAAAAACGAACAGUAUCCUGACGGAAAUGUUAUGCCACAGAGCUACGAAGAUGGCAGCAACAUUGAAGAAAUCCAACAUGGACAUUGGAAGAGGAUCAUGUUGCUAGUGGUCGCCAUAACUGUACACAACAUCCCUGAAGGAUUGGCCGUAGGUGUCGGAUUUGCUGCUACAGGAAGUUCCAGUGCUGCCAAUUUUGAACGUGCAAGUCAUUACUACAAUCAGUAUGAUAAUCAGCAUCAUAGUUCAAUCCACCAUUUUCUAUCUGCACCCACAAUAGGUUCAUGGUUUCUGAGCCUAAAGAAAAAGCCUUCAACAAAAGUUGGUGUAGGUACAUUGGAAAUCUGGCAUUUCGUCCUCGCCAAUAGCCAUAUCGUGGAAGAAUGCCUAGAUAUUGACGUCCCAGAAUCAAAACUUCCAAUCUACACCAGUUAUUCAACAUAUAUUGGUCCGUUAUCAAUGUUAUCAUUGACAUUUACUGUGGAAUAG
This is a messenger RNA of Ceutorhynchus assimilis (cabbage seed weevil), 879 nucleotides long. NCBI's taxonomy places the organism in Eukaryota, Metazoa, Arthropoda, Insecta, Coleoptera, Curculionidae. The record is from the annotation of a GenBank genome assembly.